AUGGCAACACUUGCUCCUGGAAUCGUGUUGAAGCUCCUGAACGGUCUGAACACGGGCGUGAAACCAACGAGCGAGCACCGGAGCUCACUCUUGCAGGUCACCGAUAUAGUCCCCGCGGAUCUUGACGAGAAGAAUUUGAUCCCCAAACAGGGCUUCUACAUCAAGGUUUCCGAUUCCUCUCACUCUAUCUACGCCAGUCUUCCCUCUGAUCAAGACGACGUCGUUCUCAGCAACAAGAUGCAGCUCGGCCAAUUCAUCUACGUCGAUUGCUUGGAACCGGGUUCGCCCGUUCCUGUUCUGCGUGGCGCCAAGCCCCUCCCUGGAAGACACCCUCUGGUGGGCACGCCCGAGCCCUUGAUGGGCCUCAGGGCCCAAAAGUCCAGUUCUGUUCCCAGAAGAGGGUCUUGGGGAAAUAAUGGUGGUGGUGGUGAUGGGGUUUCGGUUUCUUCGCCAAUGGUGUUCAAACCGGUGAAUCUGGACUUUGACCAAUGUACCCCUGUGAAAGCGAGAAAUGGGGGUUUUCAACAAGUGGCAAUGUCGUCACCUAUGAUUAGAGGGAAGGUUGGGAGAGAUGGGACUCCUGUUUCUGCUGUGAGGUCCUCUGUUGGUGGAGGGCUUCUUGCGAAGAUGAGUGAUGCGAAAGGGGAAAGUCCUGCGAUGAUGAGGAAAAGCUGCGUGGUUGUUUCUUCCAAUGGGAAGUUUGGCAGGAGCAGGAGUGUUUCUGAACGAGAGCAUAGAGUCCCUACUAACCCCUUCAAGUCAGCUGAGAAGAAAAGUGGGACUCCACCACCGCAGUUGAGGAAUGCAAGAGUGGGCUCUCAGGAUGGCAAUGGUCAAAAUCACAACCUGGACUCAAAUAUCACUUCUCAACCCCAAUCUCAGUCUUCAACUAAUUCAGCUUUUGAUAAUUGCAAUAAUCUUAGCCUCCCCGUGAAUUUACCAGGAAAGCUUAGCUCGCUGGGGAAGGAAGCUGUGCAGCAGAGAGAAGUGGCUCAGAAGAUUGCCCUUCAAGCUUUAAGAGAUGCUUCAGCUACUGAGACAGUAGUUCGGUCCCUCAAGAUGUUCUCAAAUUUAAGCAAGUCAGCUCGAACUGAUGCUCCUGCGGCUUGUUUUGAACGGUUUUUGGAAUUCCAUAGCGAGAUUGUGCAAGCAGUUAAUGAAAUGGUGUCCAUACAAGCUGCUACUUCAGCUUCAGAGUUGUCUCAGAAAUCAGAGAAGCAAGAACCGCAGGUUUUGCAUGAAGUCAUAGAAAAUUAUGACCAAUCUGGGAACAAUGAAUCAAACUUGUCCAAAAGAAGGGGCGCUCUGUACAAGUCAAUGGCAGCCAUUCCUGAAAAGCAUGAGCAAAAGGCAAACAUGGGGAGGCUCCUAAGAUCCAGUACUAACCAAAAGGAGAUUUUGGAGAAGAAAGGUUCUACCCCGCUUACAAAAAUGCCUCUGGAACCUAUUGUUGAAAAUGAUGAGAAUAAGAAACCAGGGGGAUCAUGCAGCAGCUUAAGCAAUACAAUUAAACUGGGAAAGCAGAUUGAAACAGAAGCUGGAAAUUGGUUCAUGGAGUUCAUUGAGAAGGCCAUGGAAACGGGUUUGAAGAAAACAAAGGAUGCAUCAGAUGGGGAUGUCAGGAAAGUUCCUCAAUCUCUCCUACUGAAAGUUAUGAAUUGGGUGGAGGUAGAACAGUACCAUAGUAACAAGAGGCCAAGUCAUCCUAAAGCGGCACAAAUUGCUCGAAAGUUGAGAAUAAAGAUGAAAAAUCCUUGA
Sphenostylis stenocarpa is the source of this 1758-nucleotide messenger RNA. The record is from the annotation of a GenBank genome assembly. NCBI's taxonomy places the organism in Eukaryota, Viridiplantae, Streptophyta, Magnoliopsida, Fabales, Fabaceae.